Zophobas morio is the source of this 1152-nucleotide messenger RNA. Its product is annotated as odorant receptor Or1-like. NCBI's taxonomy places the organism in Eukaryota, Metazoa, Arthropoda, Insecta, Coleoptera, Tenebrionidae. The record is from RefSeq and is a predicted model, not a curated record. The transcript has 5 exons. Gene Ontology annotation, biological process: detection of chemical stimulus involved in sensory perception of smell; sensory perception of smell. Gene Ontology annotation, molecular function: olfactory receptor activity; odorant binding. The coding region runs from base 1 to 1152 and encodes 383 amino acids. Gene Ontology annotation, cellular component: plasma membrane.
AUGAAAACGUUCAACUGGAAAGAUAUAAUGAAACGAAGCAUCUUCAUGUUGAAAAUUCUGGGUUUGUGGCCCCCUGGUGACACGUACAAGUUCGAUUUCUACUCAGCGUACUCUUUCGUGUCUAUAGCAGCUUUCACAUGUGGCCACAACUUUUUUCAAAUCAUUAACAUAUGUUUCAUUUUUCCGGAUCUGGAAGUAAUAGCAGCCACUAUUUUUGUAACACUACCAGAACUGUUGGUCAUAAUGAAAACGUACUACGUCAUCCAGAACAUGCAACUUCUUAAACAACUGAUGGUGGAUAUUAACCAAGAGCAUUUUGAGCCCAGAAGCCUAUCACAAGUGGAGAUGAUCCAACCCAGUUUAAGUUUUUUGAGAAAAAUAAGCACGGUCCUUUGGAGUAUGAGUGCUGGGGCUGUUUUCUUCUCAGCUACGUACCCAAUUUUAGAUGGGUCGGUGAAAGAACAUCGACUUCCGCGUCCGGCUUGGUACCCCUACGAUGCCACGGUUUCGCCACUUUACCAAAUCACCUACGUUUAUCAGAUUUUCAGUUUUACUUUUAUUGCUGCUACGGCUCUGACGACUGAUACGUUGAUAGCGAUUUUGAAUUUGUUUGUUGGAGCGCAAUGUGAUAUUCUGUGUGACGAUUUGAAGGAUAUUUUUAGGGAAGAUCACUUGAAUUUUGGCAGAAACAAAUUUUUGAGUUGCAUUAGACACCACAAGGAGAUUUUAAGGUUUGCUGACAGUAGUAAUAUAUUUUUUAACAGGAUUGUGUUUGUUCAGUUUUUUAUUAGUACGUCUUCUAUUGGAAUAACUAUGUUUCAACUGACAGUUACGGAACCUCUCACUAGCGAAUUUUUCUUGCUAGUGAGCUUCAACAUUGCUAUAGUAGUGGAGAUUUUCAUCUACUGUUGGUUUGGUAACGAAGUUGAAUUAAAAAGCAGCGCAAUUCCAACCGCAAUUUUUCAUUCCAACUGGUUAAAAGCUCACAUGAUAAUUAAAAAAGAUUUGAGGUUCUUCUUGAUGAGAUGUCAAAGACCGAUUAAAGUAUCAGCACUCAAUUUGUUUUAUCUCUCGCUGGAAACUUUUGUUAAAAUUUUACGUGGAUCUUGGUCGUAUUUUGCCCUAUUGAAUCAAGCUACUUUUCAGAAGUAA